This is a messenger RNA of Episyrphus balteatus (marmalade hoverfly), 2128 nucleotides long. Its product is annotated as maltase A3-like. The transcript is spliced from 6 exons. Lineage: Eukaryota; Metazoa; Arthropoda; Insecta; Diptera; Syrphidae. Gene Ontology annotation, biological process: carbohydrate metabolic process. The coding region runs from base 174 to 1994 and encodes 606 amino acids. The record is from RefSeq and is a predicted model, not a curated record.
UAGUUUGCAUUAUCGCGUAUUUCAUGAUGAUUUGAUCUUGGUACUUGUUAAAUUAAUUAAGAAUUCGUCGAAAACAACAAAAUAUCUGCCAACAACAUCGCAAUUCCUAUAAAACUCCCAAUACGCUACAGAAUUCUUUUAUUAUGUUCUAAAAUUAAAUUUAAAAAGGUUCGAUGAGUUUGUUUACUUUAAUGAAUUUAAGAAGUGCUUGUUUAUUGGUACUUCUAUUAAAUGUGGUUUCAAGUGUAGAAAUUUUUUCUUAUAUCCGGUCUGGUCGCGAAGUUAAAUUGCAUGUCAACAGGGAGAUUGAUGAUAGUAAAAUUCCUGGAAAAUGGUGGCAAACAGCGUCGUUUUAUCAAAUCUAUCCAAGGUCUUUUAAAGACAGUAACGGCGAUGGUAUAGGAGAUUUGAAAGGUAUCACUGCAAAAUUACCAUAUUUAAAGGAAAUCGGGAUAACAGCGGCUUGGAUCUCGCCAAUUUUUCUCUCACCUAUGGUUGAUUUUGGCUACGAUAUAACUAAUUUCACUGAAAUUGAUCCCAUUUUUGGCACUUUAAAUGACUUUGAUGAUCUUAUAAGAAAAGCAACUGAAGUAGGCGUUAAAAUAAUAUUAGAUUUCGUUCCUAAUCACACUAGUAACAAUUCAAUAUGGUUUCAAAAAUCUAUUGAUCGUGACUCUGAAUUCGAAGAUUUUUAUAUUUGGCAUCCUGGCAAAAUUGUGAAUGGCACAAGGCAACCACCAACAAAUUGGAGAAGCGCAUUCCGAGGAAGCGCUUGGGAAUGGAACGAAAAACGUCAAGAAUAUUAUUAUCAUCCGUUUUUGGCUGAGCAACCUGAUUUAAACUAUCGUAAUCCAAAAGUCAAGGAAUAUAUGAACGACGUUUUAAGAUUUUGGCUUAAGAAAGGUGUUUCGGGUUUUCGGUGCGAUGCUGUUCCAAAUGUUUUUGAAAUUGCUGCUGAUGCUGAUGGAAACUAUCCUGAUGAGCCACGCAAUUUUCUCAUCGAUGAUCCAGAAACGUAUAAUUAUGUUCAACAUAUUUACACUGUUGACCAACCAGAAACUAUUGAAUUGGUUCUUGAAUGGAGGCAACUGUUGGAGGAUUUCAAAGCCAAAAACGGGGGUGACGAGAGGAUUCUUAUGAUCGAAACAUGGUCUCCAAUUGAUAUAGUUAUGCAAUAUUAUGGGAACAUAACUCACCCGGGUGCUCAAAUUCCCUUCAAUUUUCAACUAUUAAGUUAUUUAACACACGAGUCCGAUGCAAAUCAUUUUGUACAGGUUAUCAGUUCUUGGUUAGACAAAAUGCCUGAAGGAAACACAGCUAAUUGGGUCCUUGGAAAUCAUGACAAUUCACGAUUGGGUACACGUUUCGGAGUAAGUAGUAUUGAUACGCUGCAUAUGUUGUUGAUGACACUGCCCGGAUGCAGCAUUACAUAUCAAGGUGACGAAAUUGGUAUGACUGAUGUUUGGAUUUCAUGGGAUGAUACCGUUGAUCCUCAAGCUUGUAAUUCAAGUCCAGAAAUGUAUGAGAAACUUUCUAGGGAUGUCUGUCGCUCUCCAUUUCAAUGGAGUGAUGAAAUAAAUGCUGGAUUCUCAUCUGCAAACAAAACUUGGCUUCCAGUAUCCGAUUUGUAUACCCUAGUCAAUGUGAAGAAGGAACGAGCAAUUUCUUUUAGUCAUCUUAACAUUUACAAGCAAUUACAAAGCUUGAGAUCUGUAAAAACACUUCAACGUGGGGAUGUGGAAGUGAAAGCUAUAAACCCUUCCGUUUUAGCUGUUAAGAGGUCCUUGAAAAAGAACUAUACUUAUAUAACAUUAAUGAAUUUAUUCAACGAAGUUGAGUCUGUGAAUUUGGAAAUAGUUUUUAAUAAGAUUCCACUGGAGCUCGAGUAUGUUGUUGUAACUGACAAAUCCCAGAGUAGAAAAGGUGAUAGAGUACUCGCUGAUGAUAUAACAUUGUUGCCUAAGGAAUCGAUUGUACUUCGAACUGUUAAUUGAAAUAUGUAAUUAAAAAAAUUUGUUUUUAAAAAUCAUUUUAGUUUCCUUUUAAAAGAAAAUACCUAAGCAAAUUUGUAUGGAAUGUUGACGUCACGUAGCCCUGGUCAUCUUUUUAAGUAAUAAAGUCUAACAUA